Molecule: messenger RNA, 351 nt
Organism: Eruca vesicaria subsp. sativa (arugula)
Lineage: Eukaryota; Viridiplantae; Streptophyta; Magnoliopsida; Brassicales; Brassicaceae
Source: the annotation of a GenBank genome assembly
AUGAUGAGAAGUCAGUCACCCAUCCCUAACACCUACUCUUCCUCCGCCUCCAUCCGCAAGCGCCGCUGCAGAGGAAGAUCACAAACCCCUCCACCGCCUUCACGCCUUGGGGCCUCAAACUCCACAAAGAAGCGAGGAUGUGGAGUAUACCGAAAUAACGAAACGUCAACCGUUGAAAACUCCGAUAGCAGAUGUGGAAGUAAGGGUUCUCCUUUUGGGGGUUUGAGUGGCUCUAUACUUAUGGCAUCUGGUUUCUUAUAUAGUCUCAUCAGACCAGCUACUAUCGGUAUGUUGUCCUUCUUUGUAACGGUGUAUAAGAACAACAGUUUGGAUGUGUAUGUAUCCAUAUAG